Molecule: messenger RNA, 3204 nt
Organism: Closterium sp. Naga37s-1
Lineage: Eukaryota; Viridiplantae; Streptophyta; Zygnematophyceae; Desmidiales; Closteriaceae
Source: the annotation of a GenBank genome assembly
AUGGUGGGGCGUGGCGGAGGUGGGGGGGGAGGGGAGAUGGAGCGGGGGGACACCGGGGGAAGGGACGGGCGGAACAGAGUGUGGGACGGGCUCGGGCUCGGCAUGCGGUGCUGGGGGGAAGAGAGCGCACUUGCGCUGGCGGGGGAAGGGUGGGCGGAGGAAAGCGCGCGGAGGGGAAGGGGGAAAGAACAGGAGCGGAUGAUGGUGUUGGGGGAAGGUGACGGGCGGGAAGUGGGGGAGAGAGUAGGAGGAGAGGCGGAGAAAUGGGCCGUUGGAAUGCGGCAGCCAGGGGAACGGCACUCGGGAGAAAGGGAACCAGGAGGAGCGAACGAAACGGCGUUCCGAGGCGGCAAGUCGGCGGGGAAGGAGAGACUCUUGACGGGAGAAGAAAGAACGGGCAGUCGUAGCGCCAGCGGCAGCGGUAACGGUAGCGGUAGCGGUAACGGUAGCGGUAGCGGUAACGGUAACGGUACCCGAACCGGCAGUGGCAGGAGAAAACAGAAAGGCCAGAGAGAGCAGCCACAGUCACCACAAGCCCCAGAGCAGUUGGUAGAGUUGGGGGGGAUGGGGGAGAUGGGGGAGAUGGGGACGGUGGGGGAAUCGAGGCAAGCGCGGGAAGGGGACAUGGAGCAGGCGGAUUCGCUCCAGUUGACGCUGCGAAGCCCGGGGAUGGUCGCGCCUGGCGCUCACGGUCUCACCAAGUCGUGCGAGUCAAGCGGAGUCAACGCGGGGAGAGAGGCCGGAGACGGCGGCAGCAGACGCAGCAGAAGCAGCAGGAACAGCACGUCGGACGAGCAGCAGCAGCAGCAGCAGCAGCAGCAGCAGCAGCAGCAGCAGCGGAGUCUGGUUCAGGUAGUGCCAGGAGGGCUGGUAGUAAGCCGUUGCGGAUCUAGCGGAAAGAGAGGGACUGCUGGGGCCGCUUGUCGCAGUGACGGCGGAGAGUUGACCCUGGCAACGGGCAGCACACAGCUUGGGCUGGGACGUGCGGCUAAGGAGGUAGCAGCCGCGGCAGGGGUGGCUGCUGGGACAGAAGGGGCAGCAGGAGCAGGAGCAGGAACAGCAGCAGGAGCAGGAGCAGGAGCAGCUGCUGCUGCUGCUGCUGCUGUGAGGGACUCCUGCUCUGGUGCAGUGAGUGCGGUGAUAUCACAGGACGCUUCGGUGCAGAGGUUUCCAGUCGACGCUCGCGAGGCCCUUGUAACGCGUAUGGAUGCAGCUGGGCCGGAGCAAGAGCGGGUGUGGGAGGGCAGAGGAGGACGGGAAGCGGGAGAAGGGGUGGAAGGAGGGGGCUGCGGCAUGGGGUUGUGGAGAGACGAUGUGGAAAGGUGGAGCAUGGUGGGGAGAGGAACGAGAGGAACGAGAGGGGCGAGAGGGGCGAGAGGGACGAGAGGGACGAGAGGAGAUGAGACAUUCCGAGCGUCAUCAAAUAACCGUCAGGCCGAGAGGCAUGGAGCUACACCUUCUUUGAAGUGGAAGGGAGAGGGGGAACCGGAAGGGAUGAGAGAAGAGGGAGAGAGAGAGGAGGGAGGAGAGGAGGGAGAAGGAGACGAGGGCGAGAGGGGAGAAGGAGACGAGGGCGAGAGGGGAGAAGGCAUGGAGGUGGAUGGGCGAGAGACGGAUGACGACGUGGGUCCUUCCUGUGCUUUGACCCUCCUAGCGGAAGCACUACAGCAGAACCCCGGUGGUGGCAGCGGCGGUAGCGGUGGUAGCGGUGGCAGCAGUGGUGCUGUUGGUACUGCUGGUGCUGGUGCUGGUGGUGUGAGCGGAGGAGGAGGAGGAGGGGGAGGAGGAGGGGGAGGAGGAGGAGGGGGACGGAGGGAGAAAGGAGGUGCGGACGAGCUAGGCAGUUCAUCUGGCAGCAAUAGCCCGCGGGAGCAAGCAGUACGGGAUUCAAGAUACGGAGAGGAGGAGGAAGUUGAGGAGGUGGAGGAGGAGAAGGGAGAGGAGGCCGGGGAGGAGGAGGAGGAGGUGGGGAGGGAGCGGGAGGGAGGGGAGGAGGAGGGAGGGGAGGGGCAGGUGGAAGAAUGUGGGAAGCAUGGUAGUGGGAAGCAUGUGGAUAAGAAACGGCAUGUGGGGGAGUUCAUGGGAGUGCAGGAAGGUGGCGAGUGGGGGCAUUAUGUGGGAGGAGCGGGUGUGCACGGAGGGGAGGAGGGCGGGGAGGUGGAGAGGGAGGAGCAGAUGCAAGAAGGUGGACACGAGUGCAGGGCACUUGAUGAACAGCGUGGGAAGCUUGGGAAACAGCACCAGGACCAGGAGCUAGGCCAGCAGCAGCAACAGCAACGGCAGCCGCAGCACUACCAGCAGCAGCACCACCGCCACCACCAAAACCGGCACCAGAACCAGCACCAGCACCACCAGCAACAGCAGCAGCUGCACCAGCAGCAGCAGCACCAGCAGCAGCAGCAACGCGAGCAGCAAGAGCAGCAGAAGGAGGAUGAGCAACAACAGGAGCAGGAGGAGGAGGCCAUUCGGCACAAGGACCAAAACCCGGGGCCGUGUGAGGAGGGAAAGCAGCAGCAGCAGCAGCAGCAGCAACAGCCACAACAGCAGCAGCCAGGCAGCAGCAAGGGCGUGUGCAGCUUGGAGCAAGUAUCAGCUCUCUUCACAAGUGCACCCGACCCGCAACUCCCGUGCCCACGCUGCAACAGCAGCAACACCAAGUUCUGCUAUUUCAACAACCGCAACCCCAACCAGCCUAGGCACUUCUGCCGCGGCUGCCAGCGGUAUUGGACGGCUGGGGGGGUCAUUCGGCACGUGCCUGUCGGCUCGGGCCGGCGCAAAAGCAGGCAGCAGCAGCAGGUGACGCCACAGCAGAAUCAGCUACCAGUGACAGCGGCAGUGGCAGCCCCAGUGGCAGCAGCACCACCAGCAGCAGUAGCAGCAGGAGCAGGAGCAGCAGCAGCAGCAGCAGUGGAUAUAGCGGAUCUCCAUGCGCUCACUGCUGCUGCUGCCGCCGCCGCUGCUGCUGCUGCUGCUGCCAUGUCCUCCGGGAGAGUGCACCCUGGAGGAGGGGAAGCAGCUCACGCUGCUGCUGCUGCUGCUGCUGCAAUGGCAGCAAUCCGAGCCCUCCCUCCCCCUCCUACACCUCCCCGGCAAUUCCAGCAGCAGCAGCAGAAUUCUGAAGCACGUGCGUCUGCGCAAGCAGGCGCAUGGGGGGUUGCAGCUGAAUUCCAGCCUACACUCGUCAACGCGUCUGCAGUCGCAUAG